UAGCAUGCCGGUUUGAUCACCACGUUGUUUCCUUGCAGAAGUUUGGAUAGUAGGAUCAUGUCUAGUGCUGAGAUCCAGCGGUCUAAUGCAGCAGCUGAACCGGAGAUGGCCGUCUCGCUGCCUCAGAAGCGCUAUUACAGACAGAGAGCGCACUCUAACCCUAUGGCUGACCACACGUUUGAGUAUCCGGUGAAGCCAGAGUUAAUGGAUUGGUCGGAAUACUAUCCAGAGUUUUUCAAGCCUUUGUCCUCUGAUGGCCGUCAUGAUGAUGCAAAGGAUUUGGAGGAAGAGAAGGUUCAAGAGCAUCAGGUGGAAUUUGCAGACAUCGGUUGUGGAUAUGGUGGUCUUUUAGUUGAGUUGUCACCCCUGUUCCCAAACAAACUCAUGCUUGGACUGGAAAUCCGCGUGAAGGUGUCUGAUUACGUGCGAGACCGGAUCAAAUCGCUGAGGAUCGCUCAUCCUGGCCAAUACCAGAACAUUGCUUGCAUCCGUAGCAACGCCAUGAAGUAUCUGCCUAACUUCUUCAAGAAGGCCCAGUUGAGCAAGAUGUUCUUCCUAUUUCCUGAUCCUCACUUCAAGAAGACAAAGCACAAAUGGAGGAUUAUCAGCCCUACCCUAUUAGCCGAGUAUGCUUAUGUGCUGCGUGUAGGGGGCCUGGUAUACACUAUAACAGACGUGGAAGAGGUCCAUGACUGGAUGGUGAAGCAUUUCACAGAGCAUCCACUCUUUGAGCGGGUUUCAAAAGAACAGCUGGAAGGUGAUAUAAUUGUGGAUAAAUUGGGAACCUCCACAGAAGAAGGAAAGAAGGUCCAGCGUAACAAAGGCCAGAAUUUCCUGGCAGUGUUUUCCAGAGUAGAAAACAGGACAUUUAGAGAUCGUGAUUCCUAGUAUUUGUUUUUGGUUUAACAUUGUUUUCAUCCAAGUCUGUUUCAUUUUCUGAAGGACUAAUUGCAACAAAGUGGACAGUUACCUUAAAUGCUGAAGAUAAACGGCCGUGGAUAGUAACUUAUUACUUACUUCCCAACUGCAUUAAGAAUUCCAUGCUCCAAGUGGCCUUCCUUUCUGUGUGGAAGGUGCCUGGGUAUUCCAAAUUCUCUACGAAUACAUCUCUAUAUUUAAGCUUCAGUAGGAGGAAUGAAGCACCCAGCCGAUAUUUAGACCUGUUAUUCUGAAUACGUGUGAUAAGAACCAAGUGCCACAUACCUUCUAUAGUCUCCAUCAUAUAUGUGUGGCUCUGCAUGUAUUGGGGGUUAGGUUGAUAAAAUGUUACUUCUGGCUCUCGUUUCUGUGCAUUCAACCAUUCUUUUACAUUUUACCAGUCUUCAGCAUUUGCAUUAUUUGAGCAUACUUUUCAUUGUAUUCUGCUGCUGUAUGCCCCCAAUGGUGGCCAAAUGCAAGUGUACAUGAUAAAUCUGUUCAUGUACCAAAAUAGAAGACUUGGACUCAAAGAUAAUUAUGCAUUAAAAUUUAGUUUUUAUUCUU
Molecule: messenger RNA, 1482 nt
Organism: Spea bombifrons (plains spadefoot toad)
Lineage: Eukaryota; Metazoa; Chordata; Amphibia; Anura; Pelobatidae
Gene: METTL1
Product: methyltransferase 1, tRNA methylguanosine
Exons: 6
Coding region: 58-888 (276 amino acids)
Biological process (GO): tRNA methylation; RNA (guanine-N7)-methylation
Cellular component (GO): tRNA methyltransferase complex
Molecular function (GO): tRNA (guanine(46)-N7)-methyltransferase activity
Source: RefSeq, a predicted model, not a curated record